This is a messenger RNA of Mesorhabditis spiculigera, 2121 nucleotides long. Lineage: Eukaryota; Metazoa; Nematoda; Chromadorea; Rhabditida; Rhabditidae. The record is from the annotation of a GenBank genome assembly.
AUGAGGUUGUCCCUAUACUUGGCGCGUCAAGCAACCGCCAAAGGAGAACAUUCCGAGGCGCUGCUGCACUACUUUGUCGUCCUGAAAACGGUCGACGAGAAGACGCGGUAUGCCGACUUUGCGGCCGAGUUUUCUGAUGCACUUGCGCAGCAGCUGUCCGGAUGUAGCGAUGUGGUGAUGGCACAUGGGGUGUGGAAGAAUGCAUUGGAGUUGUUUCCCGAAUCCGCGCUUGUUCAUGAAGUGCUAGCCCGGGAUGCUUUUCACCGAGGAGAAGUUGGCGAGGCAAUCGAGCGCUUUCAAAACUGUAUCCGUUUGACCGUCGGGAACGAACGAGUGGCGCACAGGAUGAAUUUGGCGAAUUUCAAGUCUCAGCUGUUUGACGCAUGGCAUUUUCCAAUGAUUAACGAUGCGAAACGGAAUGCGAAAUUUGCAGAAGCAAUUGGAAAAGCGACAUCACCGGGCGAUUUGCUUUUCGAAAUCGGCUCUGGGACGGCGCUUCUUUCGCUGGUCGCCGCUAGAAUCACCCCGAACGUCAUCUCGUGCGAGUACAACCCGAUAUUGGCAAAGAUUUCUCGAGAAGUCCGAGCACAGAAUGGCCUCUCCAAUCGCAUCCAAAUCAUCGAAGAGCGGUCUUUUGAGAUCGAGAUUUCAUUGAAGGCGCAGGUGAUCUUGAGCGAGACGAUGGAUUGUUGUGUCUUUGGCGAAGGGACCGUGGCGACGAUGCUUGACGCGCAUCGGCGAAUAGCUGCGCCAAAUGCGAAAUUCAUCCCCGAGAAGGCGACAGUCUUUCUGGCGCUGCUUUCCUCGGAAUCAAUCCACGCUACGCACGUUGCGUACGUCGGGGAUGUGGCCGUAUGUUCGACGUGGGUGACGCAGGAAAACUCGCUUUCAAGCCGACCAGAAGAUCGGGAUCCUUAUUGGUCAGCCUAUUUAAAAGAUUACCCUGAUACCUUCGUGGCUUCCGAUUGGACGCCGGCGCUUAGCGUGGAUUUUACCAGCGAAGCGCAACUCGAAGAUAUGGUGGACAGCCCGAUGAAUGGUACCUUACUGUUGAUGGCCACGAAAGAAGCGAAAGUGCACGCCAUUGCAUCAGCCUUUAGCUCUCGAAUAUACGGUGAUGUGACGAUUGAUACAAUGAGCGAUGAGUCGUGUUGGCCGAACGGCAUCUAUCCGCUGCUCGAACCGCUCGAGAUGAAGCCUGGGGAUGAGCUGGCUGUAUCCUGGACCGUGCGCGAUGGUGCGACUCGAUUGGAAAUCUCGAUACCCGAGCGAAAGCGUGACAUUCCCCAUCUGUCCGUCUUCACCCAAAGCAACGGCGAGGUGCUCCAUCUGCAUGACAAGGCAGCACAAGAGCUCCUGCUUGCCCAAAUCCCGGAGCAGACACCGUGUCGGGUACACGAUUUGACAGCUUGCGUCGCCGUGUCUUACAGGAUAGCGACAGAAAGGCCUUCUGCAAAACUGUCCAUAUGCCAGCCGGAUCUAUCCCUUUUAAAUCUGGUGAUGCUCAAAACAGAAGCGGAUGUGAUGAUUGCUCCCUUACAAGGCGAACAGGAUCUCAUUCUCCAUUGGCCAUUCCGGCUCGAUGGGACCUUAUGCAAAAAUUCUCUCGACUGGGUGGCGACAGCAAGGCACUAUUCGAUGGAUGCUACAGUAUUCCCUGGACAAUUCCUCGCCGUCGGCCAGCUCGUGUUUUCCGAUUUUUUGCACAACAGGAGUCGGCCGAACCCCUCAAGCCACCUCGGAUUCGACUUGAGCCCGAUCGCGCCCUUCUCAUUAUUCGAGUACCGCGACAUUGCGACCGCUAACUUCCCGCACACUGCCAUGUCCGCCAAUUUCGAGUUGAUGCCCUUUUCGAUGGACUCGGCGUUGGAUACAACGAUUGCGUCCGAGCCGGUGCUGCUGAAUAGAACACUGACGACAAGAGUCCCGGUCACGUCUAGCGGUAUCUGUGAUGGUGUGGUCUAUUGGUGGAAGGUGGAUCGGUACGAGUCGCGGUCGGCCGGCUGCAACAUUUCGGCCUUCAUCUUCCCGCAGAGAAUUUGCGUCUCCGAAGGCGAUGUGCUCGAAGUUCGCGCCGACUUCUAUCGUGGCGACCUGCUCGUCGAGGCGAAAAAGGCCGAA